This is a messenger RNA of Epithele typhae, 1140 nucleotides long. RefSeq lists its product as uncharacterized. Bases 1 to 1140 code for a protein of 379 amino acids. Lineage: Eukaryota; Fungi; Basidiomycota; Agaricomycetes; Polyporales; Epitheliaceae. The record is from RefSeq and is a predicted model, not a curated record. The transcript has 5 exons.
AUGAACUUCACGCUCGACGACGCGGACCCCUCCUUCGCGUACUCGUCCACCGGCUGGGCCGUCCAGUCGCCCACCGACCCGGACCUCGACCAGUUCUUCGAGGAGACGUACCACGUCGCCACCGCAAACGGCGCCUCAGUCUCCAUUCAGUUCAGCGGGCUUGGGUUUGCGCUCUUUGGUUCCAAGGGCCCCCAACAUGCAAAGUUCUCGGUCCAAUUCGACGAGACGGUUGUCAACCUCGACGCCUCCGCGGACGAGACCGUGUUCCGCGAGGAACUCUUUGCGCACACCUUCUCCACCACCUCGGCCGCGACACACCUUGUCAAGAUCACCGCCAUCAUCUCUGGUGACAACAGCCAGGGAAAGUGGUUUGACCUCGACUAUAUCACGUUCUCCUCUUCCGCGGGCACCACCACGGCCACGAUAGGCACCGCGUCCUCGGCCCCGCCCUGGAUUUCAGAGACAGAGUGCGCUCUGCAAACCCGUACGUCCACCUCUACUGUCCGCCGGGGCUUGAACUCGUCCGUUGCGGCCCGCUCGCCAUCCUCCAAACUCCCGUUGGUGCUCGCCAUCACCUUCGGCGCGCUCAUCGGCUUAUUCCUUCUCGCCCUCGUCGCUUACCUCCUCCUCCGCCGCGCCUACAACCGCCGCCGAGAGCGCGAGCGCGCCUUCCGCUAUGGCCAGUCCUCCGUCAAUCCCGGCUACGCCCCCGCCACAUCAACAGCCGCGACCGCCACAUUAAUCUCGCCCGGCUCCGGGCCCAGCUCCGGCAAGAGCUCGUCCUCCCUGCACUCUCCCAGCUCAAAAUCGCCCGGGGUUUUUGACAUGUUCGCCGCCGUGGUCUCGCCGCUCUCAUCCACGAGCGCCGCCGGGCGCGCGCGCUCCCCAUCGCACGCCGGCUCGCUCUCCGUGUACUCGCAUGUCGGGAGCACCGCGACGGCGAACGCGGGCAAGCGGGGGUCGGGCGUGGAAAUGCGGAGCAUGGUCCCAACUUCGUACUCGUUCGACCAAAGCGGGCGAGCGACGCCUACGGGGGCACGGCCGCUACUGAGCGGCAGCCCGAUCUCGUGGACGCCGCAGCGGCCCAAGGGGCACCGUGGGGACGCGGACUCGCUCGCGACGGACUUUUUGCAGGUGUGA